Molecule: messenger RNA, 1963 nt
Organism: Equus caballus (horse)
Lineage: Eukaryota; Metazoa; Chordata; Mammalia; Perissodactyla; Equidae
Source: RefSeq, a predicted model, not a curated record
AGGCUGCGCCCGGGGAUGGGCGGCGCAGGGGCGCCCCCGGGCUGCCUGAUCCCCGGGAAAAGCCGGGCUGUGCAGGGGGCGCCCCGCCGCUCCGUACCCCAGGGCGAGUCUGGGCAGCUCACAGCUACUCGGUCUCCUAGCGACCCGAGUGGCCGGGAACACACACCACCCAAGGCGAGGCUGGCAGCCAGGCCCACCAUGGCUGACCACAGGCGGCUGCUCCGGCCAGCGGCACUGGACCGGGCGCCGGGAGGCAUGAACCGCAGGCCCCGGUACAAAGAGACUCUGCCUUCUGAGUGUUUCACAAAACACAAGCACAGGCUGAUGCUCCCCACCACCCUGAACAGCCGGCGGUGGAUAUUUGUGAGAAAGGGACUGGAUGACUUCAGGAAAGGCUGCCUGCCUUGCGAAGGUCUGAUCACUCAGGGCCCUCAGGAGGGCUUGCUCCCCCAGAUUUAUCACAGAGCUCCCCGACCUGCCCCCAAGAAGAGGCGGAACAAGCUGCCCAAGGAAGCCGCCCUGUUGUCCAAGCUCUCGCCAGCCCAGCGGGCACGGAAGGCCUUCCUGGCAGACGUUGAAGCCCAGCUGACCCCCCACCCCUUGGCUCUCUACCCGAAUCUGGGAGAAGAUCUGCCUGUAGAGCUCUUAUUAAAGGUGCUGGAAGUGCUGGAUCCUGACAGGAAGUUGGAGGACGCCUGGGCUUAUUGUCAGGGCAUCAGGAAAAGAGUGAAGGAACCCACAAAACUUUUAAAAAAACGCUCCACCCAAGUCUAUGUGGGACCUCCCAGGAAGAUGCCUGUGUCAUAUGCAGGCCAAUGGCAUUAUGAAGAAAAGAAGCCAAAUGAAGCAGAUUUGCUCCAUGAAGAUGGUCCUGUUCUUCAUGAAAAUGUACGCAGAGGAGUUAGUGACUUCUGCAACUGGGCUACGACUUUUGGAAGUUCGAACAUUGAUGAAGAGUUUGUCCUGAGACAGUUUGACGUUGACUAUCAGAGCAAACCCAGCUACGACGAGCUCCACGCGAUGAGACUCAGCCGGGUUCCCCUGGAGCUAAAGAAGAGUGUGGGGCUAGACAAACUGCAGGAGGCACACAUUUUCCAGAAACUAGGCUAUGAGCAGAAACUCCAGAAACCUCAGAAUCCUUAUAAACCAAAAAGGGUGAAGAUGAGGUAUGGAGCGUGGUAUCUGAACACCAAGUUGUGGAAAAAGCAAAGAGCAGAUGAACCUUUGGUUGACCCCAAGGUCUCACAUAAAGGUCAAGAUGAGAAUUUUAAAAAGGAGCUGCAGGAACAGUACCCAAUGAAGAGAAGAUACUCAUGGUAGUCCCGGAAAUUUGGAAAUAUUGACGCAACACUUGCACAGGACUCUGAAGAGAAUAUCGGUGGGCCUCUUCUCUUUUUCAACAGAUCCCAAACUUCUCCCAGAUAACGACAUCAAAAUACUUCAAAAAAGUAAAAUGCAGGGCCAGCCCGGGUGGCUCAGUGGUUAAGUUCAGCAUGCUCUGCUUCGGUGGCCUGGGUUUUAUUUGCAGGCACAGACCUUUACCACUUGUUUGUAGGCAGCAGCUCACGUGAAAAAGAAAAAGAGAGGAAGAUUGGCAACAGAUGUUAGCUCAGGAUGAAUCUUCCUCAGCAAAAACAAAAGAAAACGAAAAAAAGUAAAAUGCUUUACAAAUGUGUCUACUCAUUCACUCAGAAACCACUCAUUAAUUGCCUCUGGAAAUUAGACUGGAAAACUGAGACAGAAAGGAUGGUCAUUUUUAUCUAUUCUACUACCGGGUAUGAAAUUCUUAUUUUCAGAUGUGAGACAUGACACAAAUUUGUGAGUACAAGAUGCCUAUAUAUAAGCCUCAAAAUAAUGUCAAUAAUACUCAGCAGAAUUUCUUGGUGUAUAGUUUUAGGGGCUGCCUAUCUAAAUUUAUGUGAAUUUAAUACAUAAGAAACUAUUCCAGUUGCAUUUUAAAAAA